AUGGCCUCUUUGUCAUCGGGGCGUGACGUUUGUCGGUCACGUGCCGGGAGUAGUCGAUGCGAUUUUGUGGGCGUCGAGCCGAGAACUGGCUCUCGCCGCUCUUCACACAUUCUUAACAGUCCCGUUCAGCACCUCAUCGAUGCAUGGCAGGAAAGGCCAUGCCCAACAAUGAACAUCGAGAAGCUUCCACCGCACAUACUCGCGCCUGGCUCAAGUUCGCUUGUCCCGUACAUUGAAAUCGGAGGAUCUGGUGACAAACAACUCGUCUCAAUCAUUUUACCCUGGAUGCACGUGGCGAUUCGAAUUGGAAACGAGGUCACAUUGGAGCAAAUGAAAGCCGCUAUUUUUACGAAUAUCAAAAGAAUGGCCCAUCCACAGUACUCGAUCUCAGCCGAAGACUAUGUUUUUCGUGUGGUGACAAUCACUGGGAGCUCCGAUUUGCCGGAGCUAACCGAUCUCUUCUUCGAGGAGCAAAUGCUUUGCAAAGUCGAGAUGACUCCCUCUUAUCCGGUGUUUUUCCUCUACGAACCGGAAGGGUUCCGAAAUGAGAAAGAUAUUGCGAAAGCGAUUGGAAACGCCCUUGGCUACCCAUUAACCCAAUUGGAGUCCCAGUUGGGCGAAGAAUUGAGGGAUUGCCGGAUACGGCUCUUCAACGAAGUCGAGUUGGCCGUCGGUGCGAGGGGACAGGGUGGUGUCGAGCACUACGCUUUUCCUGAAGAUGAUCUAACAACUGAAGACACCGAGUGCCCGAAUAGUCUACUCACUAAAAUCUCUUCUCACAGUUUGGCCUAUCACGUCUACUAUCGCUCGUUGGAGGCCGAGAAAAACAACGAUAACACAAAGGCCAAACAAAUCGUCAUCGAUUUCAAGGACGGUUUACGGCCGAAGACGCUCAUUGAGACGGUUUUGGGGAAAUUGCGUGAGGUCACCGAACCAUCCGACACAUUUCUCCUGCAAGUUGCCGGUCAGAAGUGCUAUUUGUCACAAGAUGAUCAACUGCUCAUCAAUUAUGGGAGUGUUCGCUCAGCACUGGAAGACUAUCGCUCUCCGCAAUUCGUCCUCCGUCGCAAAGAGAUCGUUUUCCUCGACUAUCCACCCGUCCAAAAAUUGCACAAGCCUUCUUACGUGCGAGCCGGGGUGGCUGCUGCUGCAGCGAACGAGGAUACUGCAGUCGUCUCCCUGUGGGAUUUGGACGCAAAUUUGACGCUCCGACCAAUUUCUUGCUCGAACAUGGGCAGCACCGAUAUUGAGGCGUUGAUCUGUGUUCAUUUCGGAGUAUUUGCCGGCCGAACCCUCCUGUACAAGCAGAAGAGCAGCGGUGUGCCCAUACACAAUCCUCGAUGGCAAGGGGAUUUCAUGGAGUUCGACAUUUACAUGAAAGACCUUCCCCCGUCAGCGAUCCUCUCGAUUUCAUUGGUCGAAGAGAAACCGAGUCGAAAAAAGCCGGGAACGAUUGAGGAGCGCGCGCUGAGCUGGGUGAACGUGCCGCUGUUCGAUUGGCGGAACGAGUUGUUACAAGGUCUACAUACGUUUUCCCUCCGAACCGAUCCGGUGAAAGGGCCUGAUUUCUUCAAUCCUGAGGGGAAAUUGGGGAACUCUGAUGCGAAAGGUGCUUCUCGUUUAAUGAUCGAGAUGGCGCAUUGGCAAAGGAGAGUCCGUUUGCCCGCCUAUGAGUCCUAUGCGGCUUUCGUCGAUGCACAGAUCAAAUGGGGGAAAAUCAUGCUGCCACCGGAUGUGCAGAAUCCGGAAAGAGUACGGCACGAGAUCGAGCAAAUCCUCCGGAAACACCUCACCGGUGAUGGCACGUCCAAAGAGGAAGAGGAUUUCAUUUGGAAAUAUCGCCAUUUCCUGGCCACCGAAGUGCCGGACGCUCUUUUGAUUCUUUGUGAGUGCGACGAAAUGUGGAAGACAAGGGAUCACUAUGGAGAGGUGUUCGCUCUUCUCGGAGAAUGGUCCCAGAUGUCCCACGGGGCAUCGCUUUUGUUGCUAGGUAAAAAAUACCUCGAUUCAACGAUUCGCCGUUUUGCCGUUGAGCAUUUGGAUGCAGCGUUGAAUGAUCAGACUUUCCAUCUCUUCAUUCUUCCGCUUGUACAGGCAUUGAAAUGCGGGACAUACGCUUGCUCGGCCCUUGCUUUGUUACUCGUUCGGAAAGCUUUAUCCGAUUAUCGAAUCGGGCACAAAUUGUUUUGGAUUCUCCGCGCCGAACUCGCCGAUCUCAAGCAUGAAAUGGAUCUCACGAAGGGUGACGGGCGUUUCUCGGAGGAAUUCAAAUUACUUUCAUUGAUACUAGAGGCUUAUUUGAGAGGAAAUGAGGAUCACAUUCGCAUGAUCACAAGACAAGUGGUAAUGGUUGAGCGCCUCACCCAGCUAAGUGUUGUGCUCAAAUCGUAUGCAAAAGAUGUGGCGACAAAGAAACUUCGUGAAGAGUUACGGAGGAAUCUCAGCCAUUUCGAGCACCUCGACUCACCGCUCGAUCCCCGGGAUCAACUUGGGCAAUUGGACAUCAAUCGCUGCAAGGUGCUCGGUUCGGCGAAAAUGCCGCUUCGGCUUUGCUGGAAGAAUUCGAGCCCAAUGGCCGGGGGUUUCCAAGAAAAUUACGAGAUCAUAUUCAAGAAUGGAGAUGAUCUACGCCAAGACAUGUUAGUGCUACAAGUGCUCGAAAUAAUGGAUGCAAUUUGGAAAAGAAGUGAUUUGGAUUGUUGCCUGUCGCCGUAUCCCGUACUGCCGAUGGGCACGAAGAUCGGAAUGAUCGGUGUCGUGCAGGACUGUGUCACGUUUUUCGAGAUUCAAUCCGAAGGCGGAAAGGUGGGAACGGCAGUGAAGAGUUUAGAGACGACUUUCAUCAACAAGUACAUCAGAAAUCAUGCAACAGCGACAAAGGAUUACCUGAUGCGCGUGGAUCGUUUCCUCACGUCGUGUGUCGGAUACUCGGUUGCAACCUACAUUAUGGGCAUAAAAGAUCGUCACAACGAUAAUAUCAUGAUGACACACAGCGGGAAACUUUUCCACAUCGAUUUCGGACACAUUUUGGGACAUGGCAAGACAAAGCUGGGCAUUCAGAGGGAUCGUGUGCCUUUUGUUCUCACCGAGCAUUUCCUUUGUGUGAUUGCUAAAGGGAAAAACGUUCAAAAGGAGAGCCACGAUGUGGAUAAAUUCCGUCAACUCUGUGUCGAAGCGUAUCUCUAUUUGUGGGAUUUUCGGAACCUCUUCGUUUCCUUGUUCACAGUGAUGCAAGGAAUGCAAUUGCCCGAAUUGAGUACACAAGCUGAUCUCGAGUAUUUGAAGCGAGCUUUAUGCGUUGGGGGACACGAUCGUCGCGAUGCGGAGAAGCAUUUCUUGGAGGUUUUCGACGAGGCUUUCAAUGGGUCAUGGAGCACGAAAACGAACUGGUUUUUCCAUACAGUCAAGCAUUUG
Messenger RNA from Mesorhabditis belari, 3414 nucleotides. The record is from the annotation of a GenBank genome assembly. Lineage: Eukaryota; Metazoa; Nematoda; Chromadorea; Rhabditida; Rhabditidae.